Trichomonas vaginalis G3 is the source of this 495-nucleotide messenger RNA. Its product is annotated as RNA polymerase II transcription regulator recruiting protein. The transcript has a single exon. Gene Ontology annotation, molecular function: DNA-binding transcription factor activity, RNA polymerase II-specific; RNA polymerase II cis-regulatory region sequence-specific DNA binding. Gene Ontology annotation, cellular component: nucleus. Gene Ontology annotation, biological process: regulation of DNA-templated transcription. The record is from RefSeq and is a predicted model, not a curated record. The coding region runs from base 1 to 495 and encodes 164 amino acids. NCBI's taxonomy places the organism in Eukaryota, Parabasalia, Trichomonadida, Trichomonadidae.
AUGAAUAGUGAAAAGUCUCAAUCGCGUAGAAGGUUCACCCAAAAAGAAGAUGAUCUAUUAAGAGAACUUGCGAAAGAUAAGAAGAAUAAAACCUGGGAAGAAAUUGCUCAAUAUUUACCAGGAAGAACAACAUGCCAAUGCAGAGACAGAUAUAAUCAGUAUUUGUACACUACUGUUAUAUCAAAACCUUGGACCAAAGAAGAAGAUGAAUUAAUCAUUGAAAAAUAUAAAGAAUUUGGUGCUCAUUGGGUUAAAAUUGCUUUGCAUCUCCCUGGACGAAGUGGUACAAAUAUUAAGAAUAGAUGGAACACAGCUCUUGUAAAAUAUCUCAGAGGAGAUCAUAAAAAUAAAAAACAAUCAAAUAAUUCGAAGCCGAAGAAAAUUCAGAAGACCCAAAUUCCUGUAGCUGAUCCUUUAAUCAUUGAAGAUAUAAUUGCGGCAUUCGAAGAAAAAGCAUUAAAUGAACUUGACCUCGACAGCUUCCUGAAGGUCUAA